This is a messenger RNA of Echinococcus granulosus, 300 nucleotides long. RefSeq names its product Thyrotropin-releasing hormone receptor. Gene Ontology annotation, cellular component: membrane. Gene Ontology annotation, molecular function: thyrotropin-releasing hormone receptor activity. The transcript has a single exon. Gene Ontology annotation, biological process: G protein-coupled receptor signaling pathway. NCBI's taxonomy places the organism in Eukaryota, Metazoa, Platyhelminthes, Cestoda, Cyclophyllidea, Taeniidae. The record is from RefSeq and is a predicted model, not a curated record. The coding region runs from base 1 to 300 and encodes 99 amino acids.
AUGGUUAAAAUGCUGAUGGCAGUAGUUGUACUCUUUGCUGUCUUUCGGUUUCCAUACCGCACCUUGGUGGUGCGCAACAGCUUUGCCACACCAAAAAGCAUCGACUACUGGCUAAUACCCUCCAUCAAGGCGAUGGCAUACCUCAAUUCCACUGCCAACCCGAUACUCUACAACGUAGUGUCCAAGAUGUUUAGUCGUGCUUUCCGAAUGUUGCUCAUACAGAGUAGGGUUAUAUUUAACUUAAAUUGUUCAAAUUUGCCCAAACAAAUAAGGCGAAUGGAUGAACUCAUUGGGCGGUGA